Episyrphus balteatus (marmalade hoverfly) is the source of this 958-nucleotide messenger RNA. RefSeq lists its product as uncharacterized. NCBI's taxonomy places the organism in Eukaryota, Metazoa, Arthropoda, Insecta, Diptera, Syrphidae. The record is from RefSeq and is a predicted model, not a curated record. Bases 263 to 820 code for a protein of 185 amino acids. The transcript has 4 exons.
CGUAAGAAAAAAUCCUUAAAAAAUAUUUGCUGGUUGUAAUUUAUAUUUUUUCUUUAAUGCAGUUUUGCAUUUUAUUUCCAAAAAACAUUUAGAAGCAAUGUAUCAUCAUCGGUUGUAAUUUUUUGUAUUGCUUAAAGUUAAUAUUAAAAAUAAAAUUAGUUCGAUUCUUUAAACGCAAUUUUUGCUUAAAGAGAAGAAGAAUUAAGAAACACACACGAAACAACAACAACAACAACAAAAAUCAAAUAAAUCUUCCUUCAGAAUGGCCUUAACCAUAAAUAAGUGCUGCUGCUGCAUCAGCCUCCCAACAGCUUGUAUUAUCGUAGGCGUUCUAGGUGGUGUAUUUUCUCUGAUAAAAUCUAUUGAAUGUUUAACGGAUCUAUAUGAUUUGCAUCAAAUUGGACAAAUCAAUGGUCAUGAUGAUGAAACUGCUCGUAGUAGUUCGAAAUAUGAUAUAUAUUAUGUUCUGGUUCCUAAUAUUGUUUAUGUGAUAACAUCUGUUUUGCUCAUCAUUGGAAUUAAAAAGAACUCACAUCUGAUGUUACUACCUUGGAUUAUUAUCAAUGUAAUUGUGCUGCUGUUAUACGUUCCAAUUAUAUUGUUUUUCUUUUAUUACGCUGAUCUUAAAUUAACAACGAGGGAUAUUUUAAAAGCUAGUGGAAUAUUUGGUUUAGUUUUUGUUAUCAGUUUUUGGAUAUGGAUAUCAGUAUACUCACUAUUCAAAGAAAUUCGAAGUAAACGAAACGAACAACUACCAGAAAAUGAAAAAAACUUAAUAAAUUUAUAUCCUCGUUAUGAAAUUGUUCAAUUGAAUGUUUAAAGUUAUAAUAUUUGUUUUUAUUUAUUUUUUUACUUCCAAAGUAUUCAUAAGCACUAAAAAAACCAAUUUAAUGACUCCAUAAAAGACUUAAACGAAUGAAAUUAUAUCGAACAAUGUUUUAAAUUUAAACAAUAAAUA